AUGUGGAGAGCUCAAUCCACAGGAUGCUUGGCUGCCUAUCACAGAGUCCAGGAAUGGGAAUACCAUUUCUGCUACCUUCCAUUUGAUCUCUUCAGGAAUUGGAAUUCAAGCCCUUUUAUUGCCUCUUGCAUUUGCCACUCUUGGAUGGAGCUGGUGUUGUUGGUGCUGAGAGUUUAUGCUCCGAAGAUUUACCAUACUUCUUUGAUAAGAAACGAAACAGAAACAAAAACAAAAGAGAAAAAGAAGAAGAGAUUCCUGGAAGGACCUAGGGCAUGGGGAAUCAUAUGUUUGUCACUAGCAUUUACAUGGCAGCUCUACACCACAUGGCUUCUCGUCCAUCUACACGAAUCCGAAUCUGGAAUUCGAUAUAGCAGAUACCUCCACCUUGCAGUAACAGCCUUCGGUUUAAAAUUAGGGAAGUUGCUCACUAUCUUCCCAGUAAUGUACCAAUCAGGGGGCACAUGUGUCCAGUUGAUCAUCAUAGGAGGUGGAAUCAUGGAGCUUUUCUUCAAAAAUGUUUGUGAUGUCAAGUCAUUGAAGAAGUUGUAG
Messenger RNA from Prunus armeniaca (apricot), 549 nucleotides. Lineage: Eukaryota; Viridiplantae; Streptophyta; Magnoliopsida; Rosales; Rosaceae. The record is from the annotation of a GenBank genome assembly.